AUGGCCAAUCUGUUCUAUAUCUCAAAAAAAAUAAAAAUGGUAAACACAAUCUUGAAUAUGACCGCUCUUCCCUUGACGUUUAUAGCAAUGUGUUUUUUGUUGCCGCCAUUUGUGUUUGUGAAGUUAAUAAUGUCCAUCUUCUCUUCGUUCUUACCCGAAGAUGUCGCAGGAAAAGUAGUCCUCAUCACUGGCGCUUCCUCUGGCAUUGGCGAGCAUAUUGCAUACGAGUAUGCCAGGAGAGGAGCCCGUUUGGCCCUUGUUGCCAGAAGGAAACAUCUUCUCCAAAAUGUAGCUGAUAUCUGUAAUCAGCUUGGCGCACCUGAUGUCAUUGUCAUCCCUGCUGAUGUUAGCAAAGUGGAGGAUUGUCGGCAUUUUACCACCGAAACAGUGAAUCAUUUUGGCAGACUGGACCAUUUGGUUUGCAAUGCUGGAAUUGCCACAAUAUGCAUGCUUGAAGAAUUCACUCCUGUAACCAAUGCUGCACCAGUGAUGGAAACUAACUUCUGGGGCUCAGUUUACAGCACCCACUUUGCAGUCCCACAUCUCAGAAAAAGCAUGGGCAAAAUAAUAGUCAUUGCCUCUGCUGCAUCAUGGUUACCUGUACCACGACUUGCUUUCUACUCCGCAAGUAAAGCAGCACUAGUGAUCUUUUUCGAGACACUGAGGGUCGAGCUUGGAAGAGACAUCGGGAUCACAAUAGUAACACCAGGGCUAACUGAAUCAGAAUUGACCAAAGGAAAGUUCCUUUCAAAAGAAGGCAAAAUGGUAUUGGAUCAAGAGAUAAGAGAUGUAGAAGUAAGUGUAGUCCCAGUACAGCCAGUGGAGAAAUGUGCAAAGGACACUGUGGAUAGUGCUUGCUGUGGUGCCAAGUAUUUGACAGUGCCAUCAUGGUUGAGGGCAACAAUCCUAUGGAAAAUAUUUGUACCUGAGGCAAUCGAGUGGUGCAACCGCAUUCUGCUUGUAACCGGACCUGAGACGCCACCAACGGAAGCACUUAGUAAGAAAAUCCUAGAUCUCACUGGACUUCAAAAAACCUUGUACCCACCUUCAAUCCAAUAAUCCAUGACCAUAACAAGUUCAUAUGUAAUAUAUAUGAGACAAGAUUUUAGGGAUAUGUUUUCUUUACAUAUAAACAAUAUCUAUUAUCAAGUGUUUUAGUU
Amaranthus tricolor (Joseph's coat) is the source of this 1160-nucleotide messenger RNA. Its product is annotated as 11-beta-hydroxysteroid dehydrogenase A-like. Lineage: Eukaryota; Viridiplantae; Streptophyta; Magnoliopsida; Caryophyllales; Amaranthaceae. The record is from RefSeq and is a predicted model, not a curated record. The coding region runs from base 1 to 1059 and encodes 352 amino acids. The transcript has 7 exons. Gene Ontology annotation, molecular function: oxidoreductase activity.